Molecule: messenger RNA, 643 nt
Organism: Ectocarpus siliculosus
Lineage: Eukaryota; Phaeophyceae; Ectocarpales; Ectocarpaceae
Source: the annotation of a GenBank genome assembly
UGGAGAUCUGCAUGGCGUGCAGAACUGCUGGCCACGUGCACUUGAAAGUUGACCCACGAUUUCCUCGCAGGCUGCUGGCCGCUGCGGAUGCCCCCCCCCCGCACCCGAAGCGGCCGUGUUGGACACGCGUACCACGGCUUCGAGCGCGCCGCGUGACGUAAACAUGCCGACGGCAUCGGAAUGGACUAGCCCGAUUUUGGCAUUGGCGGACGCGGAGUACAUGGAGUUCGGUGGUAAGUUUCGAGGCAGCCUUGAUGCCGUGGCAUGGCCGCGACGGCUGAAAACGAUCGAGUUCAACGGUUGUGUAGCAAUCAACCAGGCUAACGAGCUGGUACAAUGGCCGACGUCUCUGCAGAAGCUUUUUCUUGGUGACAGAUUCAACCAGCCGAUUGAGCGAGCUUCGUGGCCAGAUUCUCUGAGGGAGCUCGGUUUCCAAUGGGACUUCAACCAGCCCAUUGCGGAAGUUUCAUGGUCAGAUUCGCUGGAGAAGCUCAGCUUCGGAAGGGACUUUAACCAACUGAUCAAGGACAUCUGUUGGCCGGCGUCGCUUCGGGAACUUACGGUUGGGGAAAAAAUCAAGGAGACUACUGCAGGAGCGCCGUGGCCUGCUGGGUUCAAAGGGAUACACCAUGCUUUCAUUUGA